This is a messenger RNA of Vigna radiata var. radiata (mung bean), 1599 nucleotides long. RefSeq lists its product as uncharacterized. The transcript is spliced from 7 exons. Bases 272 to 1204 code for a protein of 310 amino acids. The record is from RefSeq and is a predicted model, not a curated record. NCBI's taxonomy places the organism in Eukaryota, Viridiplantae, Streptophyta, Magnoliopsida, Fabales, Fabaceae. Gene Ontology annotation, molecular function: 3'-5'-RNA exonuclease activity.
CAUACAAUGCGAGAUCAAGUUCUUCUUUACUUCACACCUACCAAAAUAAAUAAAUAAAAAGGAAAAAGGAAAAAAGGAAAAGAAAAGAUCACCCUUUUUUUUCCUGUCUGGUGUUUUUUUGUUGAAAGGGUGUUUCUGUGACAAAGAUUAUAUAUUAUAUCUAUAUAAGACCAUGACAUCCUGUUCAGCAUUUGUUCUUUCUUGAAGCAUUCCUUAUUCUCUUAAAUCAAUCAGCUAUGAAGUAGAGAGAAGAAGAGAGAGAGAAGAAAAAAUGAGUGUAUCAUUGACUGUGAUGACUUUCAAUCUCCAUGAUGAUGAGCCACAUGACAGUCCUAAUACGUGGGAGAAGAGAAGAGAUUUGUGCAUAAGCGUUGUUACCAAUCACUCACCCAUCAUCCUUUGCACCCAACAAGGAGUGAAAACACAAUUGGAUUUUCUCCAGCAGGGUUUGCCAGGUUAUGAUCAGUUUGGGAUAUCACGAAAAGGGCCCCAAGACACUACUGACGAGCAUUGCACCAUCUUCUAUGAUAAGGAAAAGGUCGAGCUUCUUGAAGGUGGAACCUUUUGGUUGUCCGAGUCUCCCUCUGUUCCUGGAAGCAUUUCAUGGGGUUCUGAAGUUCCUUGCAUUGCAACAUGGGCUACAUUUCAACUGAAAGGAGUUGAGCCUCCUGGAUUCUCAUUCCAGAUAGUAAAUACAAACAUGGACGAGUUUAGUCCUCGUGCCCGCCGGCGAAGUGCUUUGCUUACAUGGCAGCACAUUGCAUCCUUACCCCCUAGCCUACCAGUAGUGUACUGUGGAGGAUUUAAUACACAAAAGGAAUCAACUACUGGACGCUUCCUUCUUGGAAGAUCAAGAGAACAUGGUGUUGUUGGUGAUAUGAGGGAUGCAUGGCCUAGUGCUCGUAGGAGAAAAAAUGUUGACCUAAUCCGUACUUAUCAUGGCUUCAAGGGUGACAAACAAGGAACCCUUGAAUUCUUGAAGCUAAUUUUUAGAGCUCUUUGCCUCUGCUGGGAUCGCCAAACACAGGAUCUUCACAUUGAUUGGAUCCUUUUCAGAGGUAGAUCUCUGAUUCCUGUAUCUUGUGAAGUGGUAAAUGAUAACAUUGAUGGGUAUUAUCCAUCAUCACAUUUUCCUAUAUUUACCGAGUUUAUGCUUCCUCGCACUGUAAGAAUGCUAGAAUCACCUGUACAAGAAGAUACCUAAUAUUUUUUACUUCCCUCCAUCAUGUCUUUCAUAGUGUAGUGUUAUUGAGGAGAAGAGUAUUCAAGUAUGAAAAUGUGGACACAUCAUUAUCAGCAGAAUUUGUUAGGAUCAUCUGUUGAAACACAUAUUUCAUUUGCUUCUGAUUUUAGAAUGUUGUGAUAUUUAUGAUGUGUGAUGUGAGUCUGUGGCCACUCCAAAAUGUGAAUGGAUUAAAUGACAUCAGAAACUAUGUUUGUUUAUACAUUCAUAGAGUGUCUGCAUUUUUUCCUACCCAACCACCCUCUUCUAUUGUCUAUUCAACUAAUUCAUACAACUUUGUCUUCAAAGUUUGAAAGUGUUUGCUGUUAAUGUAUUCAGAUUCUUCAUAUUCUAAUAAUAGCUAUUCCUUUUAAUUU